Molecule: messenger RNA, 2427 nt
Organism: Venustampulla echinocandica
Lineage: Eukaryota; Fungi; Ascomycota; Leotiomycetes; Helotiales; Pleuroascaceae
Exons: 2
Coding region: 1-2427 (808 amino acids)
Source: RefSeq, a predicted model, not a curated record
AUGCCUAUUUUCCAAGACGACCACGACCUCGGCGCCGGCCAAGGUGUAGAGCCAGACAAGCCGGCAAAGUGUCCUCGGACGAGCUCGCCGCUCAACCAGAUUCAGAUCAUUCGAAGGCUUUCUGAAGAAAGCAUACGGACGGAAUUGUGUGAGGGCCCACUCCCGGACACUCCUGAGGACCAGGCAACACGUCCCGUCGGCACUUUGAAUGCUGACUUCGAAUUCCCGUUUCAUGGACAUGGAACAUUUGAUCGAGGGGAACUUAUUGACCGGCUUAAGAAAGGGGAGAGCCCGACCUGGUUACCAAACAGGAAUCUGGAGUCCCUACUUAAAGACUGCCAUUCUACUCCAAAGAAAACAACUCCUGAUGAUAGCACUGGUUCCCCGCCGUUAUUACCCUCACCGCAAAUUUUCGAGUCACAACGCACCGCGGCAGUCGAUAUAGAACAGUCGGAAGCCGGCCUGCAGAUUGAAAGACCACGAUCAGCGUUGCAUAGUGGUGAUUUCACGGAGGGGCCGCAAGAAAGCAUUCAAAGGGCUCAUAAUGAUGAUUACGGGUUAUUCGGGUCCCAAAAGUCGGCAUGGCUUGCCUCUUCUCCCCCGAGAAAUUUCUUACCGUUCCAACUCGAUCCUCGAUUUCCACCAGUCGACAGGCUUGAUGCAGAAUUUGAAGCCAGGUCACGGAUUCCCUCGCUGUCAUCGUCAUAUUCAUCGAGCUUUGUUUUAAAACCGCCCACUAGUCCGUUGGUUCAGUCUGAAAGCAAUGAUGACCUGGAUUUAUCAUCAAGUAUAAACCCAAUAGACAUUGAACCGCACCAGAAAAGGAACUCUCGCCGCCACACUUUACAGGCAUCGCAUUCUAUCCAUUCAACGCCAAAUGUCGCUACGGCCUCAAGUUUCAGGCCGUUGCCGCAUCUUCGGCGAGAUAAUACACAUCCCUAUCAAGCCCACCAACCAAGAAGAUCCCUCACAUCCAAUCCAUCCCCUCAAACACCGAGCUUCUUGCGUUCAAGGAGACCGUCAUAUCAAUCAGAAAACUCGCCUCUGAACCACGCUUCAAUGGUGGGCUCAUAUGAAGAAAGCAUCCUCCGAGGACGAAUGUCAACCACGCCCUCUAAGCCCCUUGAUUUUAUGGCUCAGAUUGGCGUCUUGGGGCUUGGCAAGUGUAAAAUGAGCCUCCGGUGCCCCGCACACGUCAUGAUACCUUUUCCGGCUGUAUUUUAUAGCUAUGAAACUACAACCCAUGGUCGGUCCGCGAAGUCUGAAGAUGGACCUAGCCCGUAUGUUGGCCAAAUAGAUCUGGAGAACAGCCUUCCAAAUCCAGAUGAAACCAGAGAUAGCAAGCGGAAACAACGGAAUGCCAACAUAGGGCGAAGUCGUAUAGACAAUUUGGAAGCGGCCGACGGUCACAGCACCAGCCAACCGUCAGACCGAGAAAUCCGGAGGGCUGAAAAGCAGAAGCGCAGAUCAGCCUCGCCUAGAGCACCUCCUGGCGGUAGUUAUAGAAUACCAGAGAAGGGCCAACUCCAGGUUAUCAUCAAGAACCCAAAUAAGACGGCCGUGAAACUCUUUCUAGUUCCCUACGAUCUGACUGGAAUGGAACCUGGAACCAAGACUUUCAUCCGUCAGCGGAGCUAUUCGACCGGCCCUAUCAUCGACUCGGCACUGUCGUCAUCGCAGCAAACUCCUGCUACAAACUCGGUGGAGCGACCGACACUUCGUUAUCUUAUACAUCUACAUAUAUGUUCCCCUUCUCGGGGACGAUUUUAUUUAUACAAAAGUAUUAGAGUUGUUUUCGCAAAUCGCGUGCCAGAUGGGAAGGAAAAGUUACGAAAUGAAAUAUCCAUGCCGGACCCGAGAUUCAGUGUAUAUAAACCGGUACGGGAUUCCACUCUUGGACAUAGUAUAAUGAGCGGCGCGGGCGCGAACCUCGCAGCAGAAAAGGCAUAUAGAAGGCGCAGCUCGGGCUUUGCCCUCGGGCCGUCAAACCGAGCCUACGACGGUAUGGAAGGAAUCACCCAAGCGCUUGAGAAGGGAUUCAACAAUGGCCCGGCAUUUUCACCUGGGCAGGAGAAUGGCAGCGCUGUGCCGAUUGAGCCCAUUCCGUUCAGUCUUUUCCGAAAGCCCAUUCGGAGUGAAGAUGAUUCCGGUCAGGAGCGACCCUCGAAUAUUCAGUCAUCCGACUCAAAUAAGAGCAGUAUAUCACCAACAUCAAUUGGCCUGGGAAACUCCAUGUCUUGGAAUAGCAACUCGACAGGUAUUGGUGGCUAUGACAAGCUUAACAAAGGAGAUGUUGGGUACGGAGGCAAUCCAUUUGCGGGUUCUCCGGAUGGAAGGCAAGUUGUGGCUGAAGGUCUACUAGCAAAGAAGCUCCGUGAUCUGGGAGUUGGAGUACCGGGCCCCCAAGAGGGCAUGGAUGGUAUUUGA